Molecule: messenger RNA, 4623 nt
Organism: Aspergillus wentii DTO 134E9
Lineage: Eukaryota; Fungi; Ascomycota; Eurotiomycetes; Eurotiales; Aspergillaceae
Exons: 4
Coding region: 1-4623 (1540 amino acids)
Biological process (GO): proteolysis
Molecular function (GO): protein binding; metalloexopeptidase activity
Source: RefSeq, a predicted model, not a curated record
AUGCCCCGCUCACGGCAGCCCGCUCGAUUGUCGAGCGAAGUCCCCUCCGAGUCCUCAUCCUCGACGUCACCGGAACGCGCCGCCGACGAUGAUACCGACUUCUUCAUGGCCCAGGCUAAUGACUCGCAAUCUUCCAUUGGCGUCGCGAAUUUCCGUGAUCUUAAUGUACAUAAUACACGAAACGUGGUGCUCCCGCCGAUCGGGCGUCUUCCGCCUGAAAUAUUGAUCGCAAUCUUCGCCAAGCUUAGCUCGCCUGUAGAUAUGCUGAGCUGUAUGCUGGUAUGCAGAGGUUGGGCAGCAAACAGCGUUGGGAUUUUAUGGCACCGACCAUCAUGCAAUAACUGGGACAACUUGAAAAGCGUUGCGGCCUCGGUGGGAAAGCCGGACAGUCUUUUUUUGUAUGCGGAGCUUAUCAAGAGGUUGAACCUUUCUGCUCUGACGGAGGAUGUUAGCGACGGCACAGUCGUUCCGUUUACUCAGUGCAAACGUAUCGAGCGCCUGACGCUUACUAACUGCUCAAAGCUCACGGAUAAGGGAGUCUCCGAUCUGGUGGAAGGAAAUAGACAUCUGCAGGCUCUGGAUGUCUCGGAUUUGCGAUCUCUCACGGACCACACUCUGUACACAGUCUCUAAGAAUUGCCCGCGACUGCAGGGCUUGAAUAUCACCGGAUGUGUCAAGGUUACCGACGACUCGCUGAUAUUCGUAUCAGAAAACUGUCGCCAGAUCAAAAGGUUGAAACUCAACGGCGUUUCAUCAGUCACGGAUAGAUCUAUCAUAUCAUUCGCCGCCAACUGCUCGGCUAUUCUCGAGAUCGAUUUGCAUGACUGCAAGCUCGUCACUAGUCCAUCGGUGACUUCGCUCAUCAAUACACUCCGGAAUCUGCGGGAGCUUCGUUUAGCACACUGUGUUGAGAUUGAUGACUCGGCAUUUUUGAACCUUCCUGAACGCCUUACCUUUGACAGCCUUCGCAUACUUGACUUAACGGCUUGCGAGAAUAUCAAGGAUGACGCGGUGGAACGCAUUGUAAACUCUGCUCCUCGCUUACGGAAUCUCGUACUGGCCAAGUGCAGAUUAAUUACCGAUCGUGCAGUACUGGCCAUUUGCAAACUGGGAAAGAACCUACACUAUGUUCAUCUGGGCCACUGCUCGAAUAUCACAGAUACUGCGGUGAUCCAACUUGUCAAGUCUUGUAAUCGUAUCAGGUACAUUGAUUUGGCGUGCUGUAACCGUUUGACGGAUGCAAGUGUUCAACAACUCGCAACGCUACCGAAAUUAAGAAGAAUCGGUUUGGUCAAGUGCCAGCAUAUCACCGACCAGAGUAUAUCAGCUUUGGCACGGCCCAGAGUGUCCCAUGUGGGCAUCAGUAGCUUGGAGCGGGUGCAUCUGAGUUACUGUCUCAACCUGACAAUGGGGGGAAUCCAUGCAUUGCUCAAUCAUUGCCCACGACUAACCCAUCUCAGUCUUACGGGAGUACAUGCUUUCUUGCGUGAGGAGCUUACCACGUUCUGCCGUGAAGCUCCUCCGGAAUUUACACAACAGCAACGCGAAGUCUUCUGUGUCUUCAGCGGUGACGGAGUGAGUCGACUGCGUGAUUACCUAAAUCGAAGCGCACCUCCCUUCCGCGAAGAGACCGAAGCCACCAUGUAUGAUGAUGAUGAAGAGUUAGACGAAGAAGAGGGCCAAGUGACUGGCCUGAUGCAUGCGACCGCCAUUAACGACGAAGAAUACAUUGAUAUCGGACAUCCUCACGCGACGAGGUCAAAAAUGGCUUCUCUAGUCAAGCCAUCGCGAGCCAACCCGCUGGCUUUUACUCGCUGGCCUGUUACACUUAUCACCACGACCGUGUAUUUUGCACUCGUCAUUCCUUUGCUCGUCAUCCACCAUGUCGUUCCUUCGGCGCCCAAAACCAGCCCCUCUGGUUUGAAUAUCACCGAAGCUUGGGGGGACCUUCAAGCCCUUACUAACGGAUACCAUCCAUAUAAUUCUCACCAAAAUGACAAAGUCCACGAGUGGUUGCUAACGCGGAUCAACGAAAUAAUCGACACAGCUCCUUCGGCGGAAGAGUACCGCUCUGUCGGUGAGGAGAAACCCGAUGUGUUCACAUUUGACGAUACGCAAUCGAACCUUUCGUUCACUGGAAGUAACAAUGUUGGGAUAUAUUUUGAGGGAACAAAUAUUAUCGUCUAUGUUCGGGGCUCGGAAGAUGACCAGACGCGCUGGUGGGAAGAUCCGAACGGAACACCGGCAGGCAAAGGAGGAGUGCUCGUGAACGCACACUAUGACAGCGUGUCGACAGGAUUCGGUGCGACGGACGAUGGGAUUGGAGUCAUUACGUGCCUUCAGCUCAUCAAAUACUUCACUACCCCAGGACAUGUACCCCGACGAGGCCUGGUGGUGCUUUUCAACAAUGGAGAGGAAGAUUAUCUGAACGGGGCGCGCGUAUACAGUCAGCAUCCUAUCUCAAAGCUCCCACAUACGUUUUUGAACCUAGAGGGAACAGGAGCUGGUGGUCGCGCGACUUUGUUUCGUAGCUCCGAUGCCGAGGUCACUCGCCCGUAUAUGGGGUCGAAACAUCCGUUUGGGUCGGUGUUGAGCGCCAAUGGAUUCCAGAUGGGGUUGAUCCGCAGUCAGACAGACUAUGUCGUGUUUGAGGGCGAUAUGGGUCUACGUGGACUGGAUGUUGCGUUUAUCGAGCCCAGAGCUAGGUACCACACGGAUCAGGAUGAUGCUCGACACACCAACAAGGAUUCUCUGUGGCAUAUGCUGUCGGGGGCCGUUGCGACGACUCAUGGUCUGGUUUCUGAUUCUAGCAAUGAGUUUGAUGGGCCUGCUCGAGAUGACGGCAAAGUUCCCAGUGGAUCGGGCAACCAGGCAGUCUGGUUUGAUCUUUUCGGAAGUACAUUUGUCGUCUUCCGUCUGCAUACGCUCUUUGCGCUGUCGGUGACGCUUCUUAUUGUGGCACCACUUACCUUGAUUCUCACUAGUGUUGCACUUACGAGGGCUGACAAGAUGUAUCUGUUUAGAUCAUCGGCCAAAUCAGAGGAUAUCAUUGAUGGAGUUCCGCUGCUAGGCCUGCGAGGUUUCUUCCGGUUUCCUUUUCUCUUUGUCAUCCCGACGGCUGUGACCGUUGGCCUGGCGUACCUUCUGACCAAGAUCAACCCCUUUAUCAUUCACAGCAGCGAGUAUGCAGUUUGGACUAUGAUGGUCGCCGCCUGGACAUUCCUGGCGUGGUUCGUAUCUCGUGUGGCCGACUUUGCUCGGCCAUCGGCUUUUCAUCGAGUCUAUACUCUGACAUGGAUGUUUGUUCUCACAUGGGUGCUUAUGGUUAUCGCCACGACAUAUGAGAACAAAUAUGGAUUGGCAGGUGGUUAUUUCAUCUUCUUUACCUAUGCAGGAGUAUUCUUGGCUACGUGGAUCUCAUAUUUGGAGCUUUUCUCUCUCCCUCGCAAAUCCGAAUACGCGAAUCAGCAUGGCUCUGCUUCGAGGCUUACUAGCAGCCAUGAAAACCGAUUCGGGUCGACUUCUGGUCAUGAGAACGAGGACGACGCGGAUGCCGAGGAGGAGGCAACUGAAACGACAUCCUUGCUACGCAAUGGAAAUCGGACCACGUUUGCGAACUAUGUUCGAGUGGGCGGGUCGACUGCCGAUCUUGCAAACGAGGAAGAGGAGGAAGUUGACCCUAACGUGUAUGCAAACGAGCAGUCGUGGAGCUCAUCGAUGCCCAAAUGGACUUGGCUUUUGCAGUUCAUCCUUAUCUCUCCCAUUGUCAUCAUCAUGGUCGGACCAAUUGCGCUGCUGCUGACCACCGCGCUUCAUCAGACGGGCCAGGAUGGAAGCUCCUCGCUUUUUAUCUACCUUUCCAUCGCCGCCUUCACCACGCUGCUGCUUACUCCCCUUAUUCCGUUCGUCCACCGGUAUACUUAUCACAUACCCGUGUUCUUGCUGUUGAUUUUCACGGGUACACUUAUCUAUAAUCUUGCUGCGUUCCCCUUUUCCGAAACAAGUCGGUUGAAGGUCUUUUUCAUACAGCGGGUCGAUCUCGACACUGGAGUCAACCGUGCUUCUUUGACGGGAGUCACGCCGUUUGUCAGUGACAUCAUCCAGGCCCUCCCCAGUGCCGCUGGCAAGAAUGUCAGCUGCGAACCACUCGCUGAGAGAUUCCAAUGCUCCUGGGAGGGCCUCGAACCACACGUGACUGGUCAGAAAGACGAGGCACACCAAGACUGGCUAUCAUUCAACGUGAACAAAACCCCCGACAAAUCUCAAGCUCGAUUCGAGAUUACCGGUCAAAACACCCGCGCCUGCAAGCUACUGUUUGACACCUCGGUAUCCGAAUUCCAUGUCGCAGGGAGCGCAUACGACCCACGGUUCCCGCACAGCUCCUCCGAUGGAACGCGGGAGAUCCGACUGUGGAGCCGGACGUGGGACCGAACCUGGACCGUGGACGUGGAGUGGGCCGAGGACACAACUCUCGAAGGAAGGGUGGUUUGCCUAUGGAGUGACGAUAAUCAGAUUGGAGCGAUUCCGGCACUGGAUGAAAUUAGACAGUUUAGUCCUGGAUGGGCGGCUAUGACCAAGUUCUCUGAUGGCCUUGUUGAGGCGAGUCGGGCGUUUCAUGUUUGA